Molecule: messenger RNA, 2139 nt
Organism: Helianthus annuus (common sunflower)
Lineage: Eukaryota; Viridiplantae; Streptophyta; Magnoliopsida; Asterales; Asteraceae
Product: probable LRR receptor-like serine/threonine-protein kinase At5g63710
Exons: 11
Coding region: 63-2012 (649 amino acids)
Biological process (GO): protein phosphorylation
Molecular function (GO): protein binding; protein kinase activity; ATP binding
Source: RefSeq, a predicted model, not a curated record
CAUUUGGAAUUAGAACUUCUUCCAUAAUUUUAAGUUCCUAUACCAUUCCAAUUCUUUGGCUAAUGGUCUGUGGGUCCUCAACACUUAGAAACAUCAUCAAUCACAUAAUAAGCCAUCCAUCCAUCAAUCAUGAUUCUUCUUCUUCUUCUUACUACUAUUAUUAUUAUCAUUAUUGGUUUCCUCAGUUUCUUAAUUCACCCUCUUCUCCAACAUCCAUGGCCACUCCAAAAAGAGGCAAAGAUAUGGAAUUUAAAUCAUGUUACUAUUGUGGCAUUAUGCUAGUUUUGUUGUUGACCCCUUGUUGUUCUGAAGACAAACAUGACGAUCAAGUUCAUAUUUUGAUGAAGCUUUUGAGGGAUCUAAACGACACCAAUGGAAGACUUAAGGAUUGGAAUGUCUUUCUAGUUAGCCCUUGCUAUAGCUGGUCGCAUGUCAUUUGUGAUCAUGAACAAGGAAAUGUCAUAUCCUUGAGUCUUGGUUCCAUUGGUUUUUCGGGGAAACUAUCAAGUUCGAUAACCAAACUGAAGUUUUUGACGAACUUGGACUUACAAGAUAAUAACUUAUCAGGCGAGUUGCCCGAUCUUAGUAGCUUGGUGAACUUGCAAACUCUAAAUUUAGCAAGGAAUAAGUUUAGUGGAUCUAUACCAACCUCUUGGGGUCAACUCUCCAAUUUAAAAUAUUUGGAUGUUUCUUCCAACAAUCUAAGUGGAAAAAUCCCUGAACAAUUAUUCUCAACGAGUGUAUUCAAUUUUACAGGAACAUCUCUUGAUUGUGGCACAACACUGCACCAACCUUGCAUUUCGACUUCUUCUGUUACAGGUUCUGCUAGAAAGUCAAAACUAAAGUUCCUUACGGUUGGCGCAAGCUGUGGUGCUCUAUUGCUUUUAUUGUUUGCGGCGAUUUUUUUAUACCGAUUCAACCUUAAGCGUAAACUUAACCAUGAUUUGUUUGUUGAUGUUGAAGGCGAAGACGACAGUAAAGUUUCCUUUGGGCAACUUAGACGAUUUUCAUGGCGUGAAGUACAGUUGGCAACCGACAACUUUAAUGAGAGCAACAUUAUAGGACGGGGAGGGUUUGGUAAAGUUUAUAAAGGUGUUCUUGCUGACAACACAAAAGUCGCGAUUAAGAGACUCGCGGAUUAUCAAAGUCCUGGUGGAGAGGCUGCAUUCUUAAGGGAAGUUCAGUUGAUAAGUGUUGCAGUUCAUCGUAACCUCCUUAGGUUGAUUGGCUUUUCAACCACAUCAUAUGAACGAGUACUCGUAUACCCGUUCAUGCAAAACCUUAGUGUUGCAUACCACUUACGCGAUCUAAAACCGGGAGAGAAAGGUUUGGAUUGGGCGACACGAAAGCGAAUAGCUUUUGGUGCAGCUCGUGGCCUAGAAUACUUGCACGAGCAUUGCACGCCUAAGAUCAUUCAUCGUGAUCUUAAAGCCGCAAAUAUCUUGUUAGACGAUGAUUUUGAACCGGUUCUUGGGGAUUUUGGGCUAGCAAAACUUGUGGACACCAACCUCACUCAUAUUACAACACAAGUACGAGGAACCAUGGGACACAUUGCUCCUGAGUAUUUGUCUACCGGUAAAUCCUCGGAGAAGACAGACGUUUUUGGAUAUGGUAUUACAUUGUUAGAGCUCGUAACUGGACAACGCGCAAUAGAUCUAUCCCGGCUCGAAGAUGAGGAAGAUGUUCUCCUUCUUGAUCAUAUCAAGAAACUGCUUAAGGGGAUGAGGAUUAGCGACAUCGUGGACCCGAACCUGACGGUUUACGAUGCUAAAGAAGUGGAAACAAUGAUUCAAGUGGCGCUAUUAUGCGCCCAAGGUUCACCGGAAGAGCGUCCGAAAAUGGGAGAUGUGAUCCGUAUGCUGCGAGGACAAGGUUUGGCGGAGCGAUGGGCGGAAUGGGAGCAAGUUGAACAAGUUAAAAGUCGAGAAUCGUCUCGUAUGUCGCAUCAAUUUGCUUGGGGAGAAGACUCCACUCAGGAUCAAGAAGCCAUACAAUUGUCACAAGCCCGAUGAUUAAAUCUGGAUCGACAUACUUGAAAAACUACUACACUUGCAAUAAGGUUUUGGGUGUUUUGUAACAUUUAUAUGCCUAAAUUGAGAAUUUAAAUACUUAGAUAUAUAUAUACGUUGUUUGCUAACA